Messenger RNA from Candidozyma haemuli, 786 nucleotides. RefSeq lists its product as uncharacterized. The record is from RefSeq and is a predicted model, not a curated record. NCBI's taxonomy places the organism in Eukaryota, Fungi, Ascomycota, Pichiomycetes, Serinales, Metschnikowiaceae. The transcript is spliced from 2 exons. Gene Ontology annotation, cellular component: 90S preribosome; nucleus. The coding region runs from base 1 to 786 and encodes 261 amino acids.
AUGGCUGGAGACGAAUUAGACGACGGGCUUGAAUAUGAGGUUGAUUUUUCGGAUUCGGAAACAGUACCUGUUAAGGAUGAGCUGAUCGUUGCAAGCAAUGGUGGAGAAGGAGAUGCCUCAGAAGAUGAGACCAGUCCUAAGGAAAACUCAAAGAAGAGAACCAAGAAUCCUAAAUUACAGGAAAAGAAGAAGAUUAAGAUGGAUAUGGAUAUUCAAAGAAAAAAAGACUUGUCUACUGAAUCUUCUACGGAUGUUAUAAGUGACUAUGUUAACGACGUUAUUAGGAAAAGGAAUACCGAGCUCUCAGCGCUAGAGUUGUCUGAACUUUACCUCAAGAAGACCGAUUUCAGAUCAUCUGCUGAAUUUGAUGAGCCACGUACACUUGAUAACUUGUCAAAGUUUAUCAACAACAGGUUCGGCAAUAUGCUUCCUUCUACAACUCCAGGCAAGAAGAACAGUAAGAAUAAGAAGGAUAAGAAGAACAAGAAAGGCAAAGACUCUGGAGAACAGAAGGCAUCUAAUGGAGAUGCUAAGGAAGAGCGUAAGUUCAUUGCCAUUAUGUCUAUGUCCGCCAUUAGAGCCUGCGAUGUGCACCGUGCUCUUCGAGAAAUUCCAGGAUCAUCUCUUAAACUCAUUAACAAGAACAAGCUUCAUGUUGACCUUAAGCUUGUAUCUACCACUUGGUCUCGUGUUCUUUGCUGCACCCCAGGUAGACUUGCCAAGGUGUUGGCUGCUGAAGAACUGGGUUUGUCCAAGGAUGAGGUUAAGAUUGUGCUCAGACUAUAG